Paramecium tetraurelia is the source of this 724-nucleotide messenger RNA. RefSeq lists its product as uncharacterized. The transcript has a single exon. NCBI's taxonomy places the organism in Eukaryota, Ciliophora, Oligohymenophorea, Peniculida, Parameciidae. The record is from RefSeq and is a predicted model, not a curated record.
AUGCAGAAUGAACAUGUGCAUCGAUAAUUGAGUCAUCAAUUAAAAACAUAAAUGUAAUUAUAGAUUAUUCAAUAAUUAAAAUUACUUAUGACUCAUCAAAGACCUCCAGUUCCAAAAUUCAAUGAUGAAUGCCUAACUCCAAAGAUGGAAAUGUCUUUAUUAGAAGAAGUUCAGCAUCUAAUUUUUAAAAUGAAUUUGGAUUUUGAGAUUGAGAAGAAAGCAAUCAGAAUAAUUUAAUCAAUUCCACUUUAGAAUACUCUGACUUCAGCAAAAGGAGUGAUUUUUUAUUGUCUCAAAGAAUCAAAUAGAAAAUUGCCUGCAUUGGAUAAAAAAGUGGAAUACGUCAUUAAAUUCAUCGAGCAAUAAUAAAGUCUAAACUUCUCCAAUGUCUGUUAAAAAAUGGGUUUCGGUGAUUAAGUUUCAAGAGUUUGUGAAACUUUGAAAAAGCAACUUGUUUAUUUAAUCGGCAAGUUAACGAUAAACCUUCAGAUUGCUAUAACAAUAAAAAUUGCUGCUGACAUUAUAUUCUACAAACAAGGAGGUUUAAACACCAAGUUUUUAGCAUUCCACACAAAAGUAAACGAAGAAUAGUUAAAGUGCUCUCUCAAUAGAAUUAAGCCAUUUUCAGAAAAAAUAAUGACUGAUCUCUUCAAUCACUACAAUGACAACCCUCUUUGAUUAAAUUCUUGUUUUUAUGUUUUAAUCUACUGUAUUACAAGUUAAA